AGAAAAAUAGCAGGAAAAAAAAAUAAGGAGAAAAAAACACACACAAACACACGCACUCCCUCUAAAAAUACUUAUGCUCUGCCUCCGUGCAGGGCAGAGGAAGCAUCUUAUUCUCUGCAUGCUUACUUCUCUCACAUUCUGCUGUUGUUAAGGUUUCCUUCUUGGGAAACCCCGAGGUUUUCUCAUUCUGCUUCUUUUGUCUCCCAUGAGCUUCUCUGCAAAAAAAUGGGUGAAGAAUCCUUAGCCACAGUGCCCUUUGACAGAGCUGUCGAACAGGCAAUUGUAUCCAUAAAGAAGGGUGCAUAUCUUUUGAAGUGUGGACGAAGAGGGAAGCCCAAAUUUUGUCCUUUCAGGCUUUCUACGGAUGAGAAAUAUUUGAUUUGGUAUUCCAGAAAGAAGGAAAAACAAUUGAAAUUAAGCUCAGUUAAGGAUACAAUUGCUGGACAGGCGAGCUUUCAGAGGCAAUUUCAACCUGAAAAGGAAUGUCUGUCAUUUUCGCUUAUCUAUGGUGAACGUUCACUUGAUCUGAUAUGCAAGGACAAAUUGCAGGCUGAUUGUUGGUAUCUAGGCUUAAGAGCUGCAAUAUCCAGGUGUCACCAUUUUAGACCACUAUGUAGCUCAAGGAGCCGCAGAGGGGUACAAACUUGUGUCAAUAGUCCUGCUGGAUUUUUUCGAAGAAAGCAUUAUCUUGGACUUCUGGAGGAUACCAACGAAUUUGAACAGGUGCGCAGUUUAUGUGGGAGUCCUACUCUGUCACAUUCAGAAAGGUGUUUUUCUGAUGGCUUAUCACAUUCUUCUGAUUGCUUUUCUUCGUCGGAAUCAAUCCUAUCAAAUAUGCGGAAUGCAAUGGCUAUCUCAAUUCCCAAAUCACCGUGUAUUGAAGCAGAUAAUCUCAAGAAGAGGGUAUCAAUUUACGCUCAUGCAGACCAAGAAAAGAAUGUGCCUCUUAGGCUCGUUAUGCCUUGUGGUUCUCGGCAAAGAGCAAAGAACAAUAUUUUGAAUGACGUUAUGAUUUGGGGUGAAGGAAUAGGAGGAGGGGUUGUUGGUGGUGGGGUGGACAGGUUUGGCAACCAUCACGGAGUACAAGUGGAUGCUGUAUUACCUAAAUUAUUGGAAUCCACCAUGAUGUUUGAUGUGCAGAACAUAUCUUUAGGGGGGAAACAUGCCGCCUUUGUUACCAAACAUGGGGAAGUAUUUUGCUGGGGUGAGGAAAAGGCGGGUAGGCUGGGGCACAAAAUUAAUAUAGAUGUGAGCUUCCCCAAAAUUGUUGACUCCCUUAUUGGGGUCCAUGUAAAAUCUGUUGCCUGUGGUGAAUAUCAAACAUGUGCCCUGACAGAAUCUGGUGAGCUAUAUACAUGGGGUGAUAAUGGUUGUGGUGCUGAUUUAUUGGACAAGGAGAGAAAUAGAAUUCAGUGGCUGCCGUGUAAACCUUUUGGCCCUUUGGACGGUAUUAGUGUAGCAGAUGUUGCUUGUGGGGAAUGGCAUACAGCAAUCUUGUCCACCUCUGGGCAGUUAUUUACUUAUGGAGAUGGGACUUUUGGGGUUCUUGGGCAUGGUAAUCUUAAAAAUGUUUCCCAGCCAAAAGAAGUUGAAUCUCUCAAAGGUUUGCGGGUAAAAUCUGUUGCAUGUGGAUCGUGGCAUACAGCCGCUAUUGUUGAUAUCAUGGUUGACCGUUUAAAGUUUAAUGCUAAAGGUGGAAAAUUAUUUACAUGGGGUGAUGGAGAUAAAGGAAGACUUGGGCAUGCUAAUGAAGAGAGAAAGCUUUUACCAACAUGUGUUGCACAACUUGUCGAUCAUGAUUUCGUUCAAGUUUCUUGUGGAAGAAUGCUAACCGUUGGGCUUACCAAUUUGGGUACAGUUUAUACAAUGGGAAGUGCGGUGCAUGGACAGUUAGGAAAUCCACAUUCCAAGGAUAAAUCAAUCACUAUCGUUGAAGGGAAGCUUAAAGAAGAGUUCAUUAAGGAGAUAUCAUCAGGUUCAUACCAUAUUGCUGUCGUAACAUCUAGUGGAAGUGUGUAUACAUGGGGGAAGGGUGCAAAUGGGCAGUUAGGAUUAGGUGAUAUAGAAGAUAGAAACUCACCAAGAUUAGUGGAGGCUUUGAGGGACAGGCAGGUGGAAAGUAUUGCUUGCGGAUCAAAUUUUACUGCUGCAAUCUGUCUGCACAAAUCUAUUUCUGUUAGUGAUCAAUCAGCUUGUACUGGAUGUAAAUUGCCUUUUGGAUUUACAAGGAAGAAGCAUAAUUGUUACAACUGUGGUCUCCUGUUCUGCCGUGCAUGUUGUAGUAAGAAGGCUACAAACGCCUCUCUCGCACCUAAUCCUGGCAAGGCUUUCCGAGUCUGUGAGCCAUGCUUUAAUAAUCUGCAGAACAUCACACAUUCAGGUAGGCUAUCAAAACUGGAAAGUCGCAGUCCAAAGCAGCUAUCGACCCAAAGAAAAGUAUUCCCUGAUGAGAAAGAAGAAAAAGGAGAUGUAGCUCCAAAAUGGAGUCAAAUGUUGUCGAUUAGACAAUCUUGUAACAGGGGAAGCCAAUAUGGUGGAAGGAAGACCUUGGAAAAUCAAGGGGAAAAUCAGCAGCCUGUAGAACCUGUUUCUUCUUUGUCAGGUGGGCUCCCACAAUGGGGGCAAGUCCCAUGCCCACCUUCAUUUAAAACUUGCUGUCCAGAAAAUUCUGGGGCAUUUAUUCCUCUAUCGGAAAAUCAAUCUGCUUCUGUUUCCCCACUUCAUUUGGUAUCUACUAUUUCUAGUGAACUAAAUGGGGAGAAAGGCAUAUGUGAGUCAGAUGAGAUGCUCAUUGAAGAAGUUCAGAGGCUGAGGGCCGAGUCUAGAAGCCUUGAAAAGCAAAAUGAGAUCAGAAGCCAGAAGAUUCAAGAAUGUCAACAACAAAUUGAGGAUACUUGGUCCCUGGCUAGGGAAGAAACUGCCAAGUGUAAGGCUGCGAAAGAGGUCAUAAAAGCUUUGGCAUUAAGGCUUCAUACAAUGUCAGAGAAAGUUUCUUCUAAUAAACAACCGAAGGAUGCAACUCAUGUCAGCCGGCCUCAAAUCACACCAGCAUAUACAGAUAGCCUUGAGGGGGUGUGCCCUAUGAUUGUGGCAACUCAACUGCCCCCUGAAGUAGGAUUAUCAAAAGACACAGAAGGAGAUAGUCUAUCUAAUACUCCUAUUAUAUUCUCUGAUACACUAAAAUCCAAGUAUGGGAGAGGUGUUUGCCAUUACGACACUAGAUCCAUGGAGAAUUCACAUGUCACAAGAACUGAAUUUCCACAGAACGGAAGGAAUGCAUCGAAGCUUGAAUGGGUGGAACAGUAUGAGCCUGGCGUAUAUAUCACAUUUACGAGUUUGCCUCGUGGGCAAAAGGGGCUGAAACGAGUGAGAUUUAGCCGAAAGCGAUUCACUGAGAGGGAAGCAGAGUUGUGGUGGGAGGAGAAUCAAGUUACUGUGUAUCAAAAGUAUGAUAUUGAGGGCUAUAGCAACUCAUCAUAAUCAGAUGAAGGGCUUAUUUUUGCUUGCCCUUUAUAGAUGAUGAUCUUGUCUACCUCAACAAAUAGCUCUGUGGAUAAUGGUAGACAGUACGAGGAAGUUGAUGCCAAGGCUGAAAAAUUCUUCUAGUCCAAAACUUUAGGUGCCAUUCAGAUGAAGUACCUUGCCUCUGGCAGCCAGUGUACAGUUUUCAAUAAAAGCAUCUGUCUCUCUCUCUCUCUCUCUGUGCUUGUGCGAUCUUGCACGUGCAUGUGUUAUACAUUCAAAAUUAUGCACAGGGUGUGCCCUUUGUUGGAUGCAGUUCAAACUCUUAGCUUACAAGAAGAUUGCUGGUUAAUUAUUCACUGAUGAUUACCAAGACUGCAGAUGGUGAUCUAUUGUCAAAAGAAGUUUUUCGGGGUAUUGCUUUGGACUACUGUUAUGAAAUGUUCUCUGGUUGACAGCAAUUCUUGUCUGCUGAUAUGUUGGAUCGACGAACUAUAUGGUGAAAUCAUCACGGAUUAGGGGAAUUCUCAUUUGGUGACAUGGUUGCUGAGGCUGAGGAUAUUAACAACAAAAAGAAAUCACUUUCCAUGAUGAAUAAUAGGAGGAAUCCCUGCUUUAACUGCCAAUGCCACUGAAAGAAGUGCAGAUCAAAAUAUGAGGCUCCUAGAGGGUUCCUUGAAUACCCCGACUCCAGCGACUUCGGUGCUGAAAUGGAAAGAACCAUAAUGGUUAAUUUGAAAAUACUCUGCUAGAGGAGGAGACCAAAAAGAUGUGGUCGGAGAGGUGCUGAGGAUGGAUUUGGCCUGCUUCAAACUUCAAGCUUGCUGAGUUGGUAAGAAAUAUUAACUGUUGAUCCUUAGAUGGCCAUUAACAUAGGUAUAGCAGGAUUUUCCAGAAGUACAGCUUUUUUCCCCUUACAUCUCAUCCAAUCUGUAUAUCCAUUCAGAAAGUAGUAUAUAUUGUAUUGAGGAGAUUUAACUCUUUUAAGGAGUUGUUUUAUUGAGACCACAAUACAACAUUUCGGGACGUUAUUGAA
Molecule: messenger RNA, 4498 nt
Organism: Corylus avellana
Lineage: Eukaryota; Viridiplantae; Streptophyta; Magnoliopsida; Fagales; Betulaceae
Product: Regulator of chromosome condensation (RCC1) family with FYVE zinc finger domain-containing protein
Molecular function (GO): metal ion binding
Source: RefSeq, a predicted model, not a curated record